This is a messenger RNA of Lodderomyces beijingensis, 594 nucleotides long. The record is from the annotation of a GenBank genome assembly. Lineage: Eukaryota; Fungi; Ascomycota; Pichiomycetes; Serinales; Debaryomycetaceae.
AUGGACAUUAUACUAGGAAUAAGAGUAGAAGAAGCAACCUUGAUUGCCACUUCGAAAGCAGCAACAAGAGGAAUCUCCAUCCUCAAAGAUACAGACGACAAAACAAGACACCUCAAUGCCCACAACUUGAUUGCAUUCACGGGUGAAGCAGGAGACACGAUCCAGUUCUCCGAGUACGCCCAGGCAAACAUCCAGCUUUACUCAAUGCGUGAAGACGGCGGAGUGGAAAUGUCACCCCGGGCCACGGCAUCGUAUGUUCGCAACCAAUUGGCCACCUCGAUAAGAUCACGAAAACCGUACCAGGUCAAUUGCUUGUUGGCUGGAUAUGAUACCAAGACCAACAAACCUUCCUUGAACUAUAUCGACUAUUUGGGCACCUUGGUUGAAUUGCCUUACGGUGCGCAUGGAUACGCCGCCUUUUACACCACGUCGUUGUUGGAUAAACACUACCGCAAGGGGAUGAGUGUUGAGCAAGGGUUGGAGUUGGUCAAGAUGUGUAUUGCCGAGUUGCAGAAACGGAUGCCUAUUGACUUUAAAGGUGUCUACGUCAAGGUUGUAGAUAAGGAUGGUAUAAGAUUAGUUGACCUGGAUUGA